GUUCGGUUGUCCCGCACCGUUAAGAUGCUCAAUUGAUGGGCGUACUGAGCUGUGUGCGGUGGAAGGAGAUAUCCCUUACGUGCUUCGCGGUAGGAAAACAAAAACAUGUUCUGUGCUGCUUAUUUCACACCACGUCGCCGCCUCCUCCGCGACAUCUUCCCGGGAGCUGCGCUGCUUCUCUCGCCUCCGGUGCGCGGCGGCCAGCGGACGUCGGACGAUGCUAUUGCGGCGUUAAAAUAGGAGAAGGGGGGGAAAAAAGCUCAGGAGAGAAUAUCAAGACAAGGUAGCGGGUCGCUGCUAGCGGCAGUUACGUCCGUUUACUAGUUUGACGAAUUGAUUGGGAUCUCGCUCGCGCGCACGGGGGACUCGGACGACGCGGGCACUUUUGGGGGAACUGGGAGAAAUGCACCUGCCGUGAGACAACGGAGCGAGCGGAGCACAUGGACGCCUGUCACCAACCCCCGCGCCGAUGGAGCCUUCCCGGGGUUCGCUCCACGUCGGUUUAACGUUUACUCGUCCAGGGGGUUUCGAGCCCACCCGAGUGUGAGGAUGACAGCUGAUCGCCCCUCCUCCCCCGGGACUUAAAUAAAAACGCGCUCCAUCUCUACGCGCUGCCCUCCGACGGGAAAGCGGUCUCGAUUUCAGUGCGUUUAACGAUGGAUGGAGCGCAGCGCCCUGACAUUUGGCUGGCUGCUGCCGCAACCUUUCCCUGAUCAGCUUAUCCCCCGCACCUGCCACUCCGACCGGGAUUUCUCCAACAGUAGCCCGUGUCAUAUUUUACUGAAGGGCCUCUUGAUUUGAUUUGGAAGUAUUAAAACCAUCCGUCUUCUCAGUCGCGUCGCGGUGCUGGGAACGCGCUCGUUGGUGCUGAUCUGUCCCCCCGUCACCUCCAAACUCAACUCUCCUCUGGCUCUUUGACGCCUCGCGUUAAAUCCACGGCCGGGGAUGAUCCUCGACUAGUUGAUGAAUUAAUCGGCGUCGCGGUGUCAGCAAAGGCUUGAGCUCCGGGGGAUUUGUGUAGAUUAUCGCCCGACUGCUAUUUUGUUGCACUCUGAAGUGAACUUAGCGGCUCCGGAGCCUCUUCGCCGCCGCCGCGGCGACUCCGACGGAGGGGCGCGCCUGUUUACAAGACUCGCCAUUCACGAGGAAAGUGAGAAACCGGCUCGCAUUCAUAAGCGAUGACUGCCGCGGAGGUGUUUGGAGCGAGACCUGAGGAUACGGCGACUCUGACGUUGUUGUCACCCCGUGGCACCGGGGGAACGAGACGCGCUUCCCGGCUGUAGUUGGCGUAACGUUCCGCGGUCCGCUGUGACGGACGGAGGCAGCCCGUCAAAGACAACCCCCCCCACACACACACCCCCACCGCCAGCCAGACGCGAGACACCGACGACGAUCAGCCUGGUGGCCACCGGAGGAUGUUCGAGCCAGGAUGCUGCGCUUCCCCGUGAAGAAGAUCCGGAAGCAGUUCAAGCUCCUGCUGCUGCUGGUGCUGCUCACCUCCGCCGUGUGGUUCACGUACCUGCACAUCAACCAGGGCAAGACCAUCAAGCUCCACUUCAACUACGGCAAAGAUGGAGAGAGACAGACGGAGGGGACGGACGCCAGCCGUAAGAGGGACGCUCGCUCCUCAGCCGGUCACCACAAGAGUGAGGACACCAGCGACAGCAGAGAGGACGACGCGGCUGAUGACGAGCCGAUCACAGGAGGCGCUGACAGCAGAGACCAGAGCCGCGUCCGGAAGUUCCUCAGUCAGCACCACAAGAAAUUGCCAUGGAAACCAGAGUACAAGGGCCAGGCCAACCUGCACGUGUUUGAGGACUGGUGCGGCUCCUCUAUAGCCCAACUCAGAAAGAACCUGCACUUCCCUUUAUACCCACAUACCAGAACCACAGUGAAGAAGCUGGCAGUGGCUCCAAAGUGGAAGAACUAUGGCCUGCGUAUAUUUGGCUUUCUUCACCCUUACAGAGACGGUGAUUUCCAGUUCUCGGUGUCCUCAGACGAUAACUCAGAGUUCUGGCUGAGUCCUGAUGAGAGUCCUCUGAACGCUCGCCUGCUGGUCUACGUGGGACAGCUGGGCACAGAGUGGACCGCUCCAGGCGAGUUCAGCAAGUUCAGGUCCCAGUCCUCCAAGUCUGUGCACCUGAUCUCAUCCAGACGGUACUACUUUGAGAUCCUCCACAAACAGGACGACAAAGGCUCGGAUCACGUGGAGGUCGGGUGGCGGCCGUUCCUCCCUGGUCUAAAGUAUGAAGUGAUCGACUCCGCCUACAUCUCUGUGUACACAGAUGAGUCCAGUCUGAAGAUGAACAGCGUGGACCACAUCCCUCAGACCUUGGCCAGUCACAUCCGUCUCCCAGAAGCGGCUCAGCCCCAGGGCGUGGAAGGAGUGGGCAUUCUGCAUCACGGAGCGGACAUGCUCAGACCGGACCCCAGGGACACGUUCUACAGCACUCCUAUGAUCGACUCCUCCCGUCUGGAAAACGUCCUUCCAGCCUGUGUGUACUCCCCAACCUAUGUGGUCAAAGAUUUUCCCAUCGCCAGAUACCAGGGCCUGCAAUUCGUCUAUCUGUCUUUCGUUUACCCCAACGACUUCACGCGUCUCACCCACAUGGAGCGAGAGAAUAAGUGUUUCUACAGAGAGUCGCCCAUUUACUUGGAGAAGUUCGGCUUCUACAAAUAUAUGAAGAUGGAUGAGGAGGAAGAUGACAGGCCCUUCUUCUUCCCCAACCCAGAUGAUUUCCUUGAGGAGGAGGAGGUCGUGGAAGCAGAGGAUGAGGCAGAGAUUGUUGGCACACAGGCGCCCAAGAAGCCUUCUCAUCCCAGCCAUACCUCCAAUCCCUCCCAUCUGCACUCAAAGCCUGGGACCACACCAGCUGGCAGGGAGGCGGACGAGGAGGAAGACCCCAACGAAGAGGGGGAGGAAGCAGUCAACAGUAAUUUACAGCACAGAGAAAGGAGGCGUUUUUCUCGCAGAGAUGGGCAGAUGGGGAGGGAUAUAGACAGAGACUGGGGACGAGAUUAUACAAGAGGAAACGCCAGACACAAUGCCAGGAAGGGACUUGAACAGGCCCAGCCCAGGGUACUUGAGUCCGACACAGACAGUGUCGUCCAGGGUCGGUCUUUAUCCUGGGUUCACUCAGGUCCCGGAGAAGUGGGGCCUGUCAGGAAAGGAGAUGGAGGAGAAGGAGGAGGAGGAGGAGAGAAAGGAGCUGAGGCUCCCCCUAAACUGAGUAAGUCCUCACUCCUCUUCCCCCAAAAGUCUUCCCUCUCUGCCUUCGCCAGUCACGCUAAGCAGAUGCUCAGCAACUCUGCCCACAGGAAAAGUCCUCACGACAGCACCAGUAAGCUGUCCGGAAACAAGAAGGAGAAGAAAGAGGAGAACAAGAUCUACAUCACAAGGCCUCGACCAUUGAAGGAGAGGGAGCGGGAGCAGCGGAGGGAGAGGCGGGAGGAGAGGGCGUCUCGUCGCACUCGGGAAGUGUUUCCGGGCGUCUUUUUGUAUCAGACUGGGAAGACCACGCGGCUGGUCAACCUGGGAGCCAAAGGUCACGUCGGGGGAGGGGUAACAGGAAGCAAGAGCCUCGUCAGUGCCCCUCAGCUGUGGCCCAACCCCCCUACGAAAGAAGGGAAGCCGUAUCCUCACAACGCAUCACACAGCAUCAGCGCGCAAAACAGAAGUACGCAGAAGUCCAGUCGCAGAGCGCCACCAGCGAAGCAACUGGAGAAACACCAGAGGAAAGGGGAGCGUCAGGACCUCAAGUCUACCCUCACAGCUGAUCUUCCCAGAAAGGAUCCACUAACCCCUCUGGCCCAUCGCCCGGAUCCUCCUCCAGUCACUUCACCAAGGUUGAACACCACAGAAAACACCCUCCAAGGUCAAGCACGGGUCACGUCCUACCUCCGGACGUCCGAGAUCACCGAAUCCCAGCAGCAGCCGGACCCCGAGCCCAACCCGCCCGAGUUCGACCAGGAAACCAACCGCUCCAACCCCGAUCCGGAGCCGGAACCGGAGGAGGGCGAGCUGUCGGACUACAGCUACGAGGAGAUGGAGGCCCGGCCGGGCUGGGCGGAGGAGAGCAUCAACUGGCAGAGGACCUUCUCAGUCAACCCCAUGGACUUCGAGCUGCUGCGGUCCGACUGGAACGACCUGCGCUGCAACGUGUCGGGGAACCUUCAGCUGGCGGAGAGCGAGGUGGUGGAUGUGCUGGCGCAGUACAUGGAGAAGCUGAACGAUCGGAACGGAGGGAUCUACACCCUGCUGCGCAUCAUCAACGUGGAGAAGCGGCGCGACUCCGCGCGGGGCAACCGCUACCUGGUGGAGCUGGAGCUGAUGGAGCGGGGCCGCAGCGUGGUGCGGCUGUCGGAGUACAUCUACCUGCUGCUGCACCGCGGCCGGCAGGGGGACGAGAGCCCGGAGAACACGGACUCGGCGCCGGCCUCCGCCCCGGCGCCGGGGCCCGUUUCGGCCGCCACGUCCAGCCUCGCCACCCCGCCGCCGCCCCCCACCACCAGGCCCCCCCCGCAGCCCGGCGCCACCCCCAUGAGCACCGCCUACGCCAAACCCUGGCUUUGCCAGCCGGUCAUGCUGCAGUGGAGGAGGGACGUCAUGGUGCACUUCGUGGUGCCAGUGAAGAACCAGGCUCGCUGGGUUCAGCAGUUUAUUUCGGACAUGGAGAAUCUCCAUCGCCAGACGAAGGACGACAACUUCAGCAUCAUCAUCGUCGACUUUGAGAGCGAGGACAUGGACGUGGAGCAGGCGCUGAGGGAAAGCAGCGUGCCGAGGUACGAGUACCUGCGGAGGGAGGGCAACUUCGAGCGCUCAGCGGGACUCCAGAUCGGAGUGGACACCAUCGAGGACAGUCACAGCAUCGUGUUCCUGUGUGACCUGCACAUCCACUUCCCUCUCAACAUCCUGGAGGGCAUCAGGAAGCACUGCGUGGAGGGGCGCCUGGCCUUCGCCCCCAUCGUCAUGAGGCUCAGCUGCGGCAGCUCACCGCGGGAGCCCGACGGUUACUGGGAGGUAAAUGGCUUUGGUCUGUUUGGAAUCUAUAAGUCUGAUUUUGAUAAGAUAGGAGGGAUGAACACGGAGGAGUUCAAAGACCGAUGGGGUGGAGAGGACUGGGAGCUGCUGGACAGGGUGCUGCAGAACGGCUUGGAGGUAGAGCGAUUACGCCUGAGGAACUUCUUCCACUACUACCACUCCAAACGCGGCAUGUGGAACGCCCAGAACAAGAAGAGCCCCAAAGGGUAGCGGCGGCCGCUGGUUGGAGGAUCCUGAAACCAGCGGUCCCACCGCGUGUGAGAGAGACCCGAGGGAGCUCGCUCACUGCCCGACACCUGCCUGAAGCCUGCCUCCUCCCCCCAGACGGGCUCCUUUCAGGGAACGCCUCUGUUUCGCUGUGGGCCCCCGCCUCGUGGGCGUGCCCGUGUGAGGAAACAGAGUCCAACUCCAGAUCAGAAUGAGCUGUUUGCCAGGACGGACCCCAGUCAUGACUUUGCCUCACUGACUGAACUACUGUAAAAGGGGGGAGAGUUACUUCUGUUCUCCUUCUCUCUGUGCUUCUGGGGUGCAGUGUUUCCAGACGGACUGUUUUCUGACACGUGUGUGCGUGUGUGUGUGUGUGUGUGUGUGUGUGUGUGUGUGUGUGUGUGUGUGUGUGUGUGUGUGUGUGUGUGUGUGUGUGUGUGUGUGUGUGUGUGUGUGUGUGUGUUUAUGACGACAAACAGCACCUUUUUCUAACAAGGAGAUGUGAAGAUCUUUCUUUUUUAUUAUUAUUAUUUCUAGCUUGCUCUCACUUGAGCCCAGUAGAAUGUGUCAACACACACGUAGGUUCAGAUGUGACCGCGUAGCUCGACGAGAGGAACGCUGUCUUCACUGAAUCUAAUACAUCAUCUACUACCUGUUGGACAGCACCACCACGAGGUGCUGAAGUUUUCCUGAUAUCUGAUUUUACGAGACAGAUGUUUCUAUCUUGCUCUGCUCUCCUUUUUUUUUUUCUUCAACUCAUUUGUGUCACACGAGUUUGGACUGUUUAAAACCUAUGACGCCGCUGUGGUUUCACGCUCCACGCUGUUAUUUAAUUUCUCCUCACAGAGUUUGGAACGUCCGGGUGCUAUUUUUAAUGUCACGAACACUGACUUUAUGAACGGUUUACACGUCCGACCUCCACUGACGGGACCCAGCGUUCUCCCCUCAUCGUCAGGCGGAGGACGAGGCUCAGAGCGGCUGAAGACGACAGCAGCCCUGACAUUUGAUUUGCCUUCGCCACACGCAUCGUUUCAAGCAUUUUCUGAGCUCAGUGUCGCUUUUUCAAAAACUGGAUUUAGGGGAUUCACUUUUAUUUCUGUUUCAAAAAACACGGGCCACGCGGUCGGACACGCCGACGCGCUUCCUUCAAGCCGGCGUGACGCUCGGCCUGGAAGAAGGAGCCUUUCACGCGUCAGACGCAGUGUGGCAACGCGUGGCUGUUUCACAAACGUGUGCCUUUACCGGGGUUUGGCUGCAGGCAGUUCUUAAACGAGGGCAGGGACAGACAAAUACAUUAUUUAUCAGCAGCUCGUAAUGUCACUGUAAAUUCAGAUACACUGUAGAAGGAAACAUGGUUCUCUUGAAUAGAUCUCAGACGUGUCGGUGUGUUUGUUGUAUUACCCUAGAAACAAGUGGUCUUUACAAGCCAGUUGCCCCCAUUCAUGAAGCGAAGAUGGUACAAAUGACUACUGAGGGGAAGCAGGAGUUGUGAUGUAGGCUCACUGGCAGCUGCAGUCUAGCAGGAGCCCACCUGUUCCCAUUAGUUUGGCUGCAGGCCGGGUUCCUCAGGCCUUCGUUUAUGCAACCCAGGACUUAUUUAGAUGGGGAGGAGCUGGAGGGCUCAGGACGGGACAUAUGGAUGAGAGCUAAUGAGCUCUCUUUGACUAUAUGAUUGUCACUGUGCCCUCCAGGCCCUUCUGUUCACCUUCACGGGGGCAAAGUCUAUAGUGUGAGUCGUUUAACGUGGACAUGGGACUAUUUAAAGAGCAAAAGAAACACAUUAAAUAUAAAACUAUAUAUAUAAGAACCAUAAAGAUUUUAAAUAGGAAUAUACAUUCCAAGGUAAUUUCUGUGAAAUUGUUUUGUAGACAUAAAGGUUUUAAGAAUGUAUUGUACUUUUAUUUUGAUUUGUUGGGGUUUUUUGCAAAUAAAAUUUUAUGCUUACGCCCACACCGCUUUUUAAACGAGCCUUUGCCUUUAAAAAGUCUGAUCCAUGAGCUUUUAGUUCGUUUCGUUACAUCGAAAUGGUAGUUCUUUAUGUGACCACAAGAUGGUGCUCCAAACACGCAUUUGAAGGGCUUAAAAUACGUUGGUUCAAAGAUGGGUUGGUUCAGUCAAGGAACACAGGCACUGCUUUGUAUUACAGAAGAUCCCAAGAAAUCUGCAUCUCAUCGAGAUGAUCAAGUUUGUGCCAGACAUAAUUAUUUGAUUACUGGAAAGACAUUUUUCCAAUAUGUGAACAGGCUUUGCCUCAUGCAGGCCUUGUUUUUACCUACUGGAGCUGACAGUAACCAGUUUCCCUCUAAAAUAUUGUGAAACUACACUGUUUUCAGACCACGUUUAAUCACUUUCAGAGCCUUUUUGUUGUGCGUUGACCCCCCUCUUGUCAUUUUCUGGAUGCUGGGCUGCUUUCCACCCUGGGGCAUGCGCUCACACGGAUUAUGAGGUAAACCCUGUCCUCACCACACGCAGCAUGAGGCAACGCCGUGAUGCGUUCCACGCCCUGUGUGUCUCCUGAUCUCAUGACUAAUUGAGUAACGGCCCCAGACUGUGGAUCACAGCUGGCCUGAGAGCUCAACUCCCUUUAUGGGUCACCUAUAGACAAGAGGCUCCGAGGUGUGUUUGAGAGUCAGCUUUUCCACUUUACGUAUGUACUGACAGACUCUAGGAUUUCACGUAAAGUCCAGAUCUGUAAACGUGUGAGAAAACAGUCAUUGCGGCCCUUUCACACUGUGUCACUGGGUAAAUGUUCUAGAGGUGUUACGCAAUAGUGUUGGACUCUGUCCCAGUAGAGUCACGCCCUACCUGUCUAUGUGAGCGCAGAGUGAUGAGAAGCAGAGUGUCACAGGCCUCAUCGGCACGUUUGAUUUAUUCCACCUCGAGCAAGUUACACCACUUGAUCAGAAACAACAAACUGACACACACGCAAGUUUGAGGUCUCGUUAAAGGAUUUGCUCAGACGUUUGUUUUGAAAGUGAGAACUCCACUCCUGGCACAGGCUACUUCUAAUAAAGUGGAAUUAAAAAGUAAAAUGGAUGCAGAAUAUAUGGCCUCUCUUUUGUAACUGUUUUGAUUUAAUAAAACAGAACUUCGUAGCUUAA
This is a messenger RNA of Betta splendens (Siamese fighting fish), 8349 nucleotides long. It is a transcript of the gene b4galnt4a, whose product is annotated as beta-1,4-N-acetyl-galactosaminyl transferase 4a. NCBI's taxonomy places the organism in Eukaryota, Metazoa, Chordata, Actinopteri, Anabantiformes, Osphronemidae. Gene Ontology annotation, cellular component: Golgi cisterna membrane. Gene Ontology annotation, molecular function: acetylgalactosaminyltransferase activity. The transcript has 20 exons. The record is from RefSeq and is a predicted model, not a curated record. The coding region runs from base 1430 to 5251 and encodes 1273 amino acids.